AAAUAUGGCCAGCAGGAUUCACUGGAGGCGGCACGGCAGCUCGACGAUGCGAUCGCACCAGCCAAGCGGCUAGUUGCCUUUGGCAAAUGGGACCUGUCCAUGCCCGAAGAGCAAGGUCGUCGCUUUCCGCAUUGGCAUGCGGACUCACCUUUUCAGGAAUGCGAGGACUUCAUUAGAGCGCUGGAGAAGGAGAGGAAGCGCGACGGCGUUGAAGCUUAUGUGGAUGCUAGCAAGGAAGGCGCACCGCUAUACCAGAGACGCGGCUUUGUAGAUUUCAGUCUUCCCGGCUCUGAAGUGGCCGCGAUGGCUCGCGGCAAGAAAACUGCAUAA
Molecule: messenger RNA, 330 nt
Organism: Penicillium canescens
Lineage: Eukaryota; Fungi; Ascomycota; Eurotiomycetes; Eurotiales; Aspergillaceae
Exons: 2
Source: RefSeq, a predicted model, not a curated record